AUUUAAAUGAUUAGGUCUGGCGGGAAGGGGUGAGUUGGGAAUGGAGGAAGAUGAAAUGGUUUGGUGUUCCUCUGAUUCUUGUUCUUCUGAUUCGGGAGAGGAAGACAUCGAAGAACGGAAAUCGCAAAACGUGGAUGCACUAGUAAGGGGUAAUCUUGUCGUGAAGAGACAGUCGCUGCUACCGCGGCUUCUUUCAGUAUCGCAAGGGGCGGCCGUAUGUAGAAAACCCUUUAAACCUCCAUCCUCCAGAACUCAUGCUUCCACUUACAAUCAAGACCUCACUCGGAGGCUUUCCGCUCGCAAAAGGUUUGUUCCCUGGGGUUCUUCCUCUCCUAUUCCUAGACCUGCGAUCUCCGACUUCCAAUUCAACCUAUCGGUAACUGAUGUUGAUGUUCCUGUUUCUGAGGAGCCGAAACCAUCUCUGCCCCCGGGGAUCGACCCUUUAGUACUGUGGCACCCUCAAGACUCCCACGAUGACCCCUCUAAUACUAAUUUUACCACCAUUACAGUUGACCCUUUGCUUGUUCGUUACCUUCGUCCACAUCAGAGAGAAGGGGUUCAGUUCAUGUUUGAUUGUGUCUCUGGUCUGUGUACCACACCAAAUAUACAUGGAUGCAUUUUGGCAGAUGAUAUGGGUCUGGGGAAGACAUUGCAGUCCAUCACAUUACUAUAUACUCUACUUUGUCAAGGGUUUGAUGGCAAACCAUUGGUUCAAAAAUCUAUCAUAGUGACUCCUACCAGCCUUGUCAGUAAUUGGGAAGCUGAAAUAAAAAAGUGGGUUGGUGAAAGAGUUCGUCUUGUCGCUCUAUGUGAGAGUUCAAGAGAAGAUGUUGUCUCUGCGAUUGACAGUUUUACAAAUACCGAAAGAAAUUUACAGGUUCUCAUUAUUUCAUAUGAGACAUUCCGAAUGCAUUCUUCAAAGUUUAGCUCUAGUGACUCAUGUGACCUUCUCAUAUGUGAUGAGGCUCACAGAUUGAAAAAUGAUCAAACGAUAACAAACCGGGCAUUGGCAGCUCUUCCCUGCAAACGAAGAAUUUUAUUGUCAGGAACUCCCUUACAAAAUGAUUUAGAAGAAUUCUUUGCAAUGGUUAACUUUACCAAUCCUGGAAUAUUGGGCAGUAUUGCACAUUUUCGACGUUACUAUGAGGCACCAAUUAUUUGUGGAAGAGAACCUGCUGCCACUGUUGAAGAGAAGAAGAUAGGUGCAGAACGCUCUGCUGAAUUAAGUGUCAAUGUUAAUAGGUUCAUAUUAAGAAGGACUAAUGCAUUGUUAUCAAAUCACUUGCCACCUAAGAUAGUUGAAGUUGUUUGCUGCAAGUUGACUCCACUACAGUCAGACCUAUAUAAACAUUUUAUACAAUCGAAAAAUGUGAAGAGGGCAAUUACUGAAGAACUAAAGCAAUCAAAGAUUUUGGCCUACAUAACAGCUCUCAAAAAAUUGUGCAAUCAUCCAAAGCUUAUCUAUGAUACCAUACGAAGUGGCAGCCCAGGAACUUCGGGUUUUGAGGAGUGUAUCCGAUUCUUCCCACCUGAAAUGUUAUCUGGAAGGUCUGGCUCGUGGACCGGAGGACAUGGAGCAUGGGUUGAACUAUCCGGGAAAAUGCAUGUCUUGGCAAGAUUACUUGCUCAUUUACGUCACUGAACUAAUGACCGCAUUGUCCUUGUCUCAAACUACACUCAGACUCUCGAUCUUUUUGCUCAAUUGUGUCGCGAACGAAGGUACCCUCAUUUGAGGCUUGAUGGCUCCACGUCAAUUAGUAAAAGGCAGAAGUUGGUCAACUGCUUUAAUGAUCCAUCGAAGGACGAAUUUGUUUUUCUCUUAAGCAGCAAGGCUGGUGGUUGUUGACUCAAUUUGAUCGGUGGAAAUCGACUUGUCUUGUUUGAUCCUGAUUGGAACCCAGCAAAUGAUAAACAAGCUGCAGCAAGAGUAUGGAGGGAUGGACAGAAGAAAAGAGUUUAUAUUUAUAGAUUUUUGAGUGCUGGAACUAUAGAAGAAAAGGUUUACCAGCGUCAGAUGUCAAAAGAAGGGCUGCAAAAGGUCAUUCAGCAGGAGCAAACUGAUAGCCUUGUGUCACAGGGUAACUUUCUUUCAACAGAGGAUCUUCGUGAUUUGUUUACUUUUCAUGAAAACAUCAAGUCAGAAAUUCAUGAAAAGAUGCGAUGCAGUCGAUGUGAAACACAUGGUGGUCCUCAAAGCACUGAUGUCCAAUCAACAGAAGCUAAUGAAUCUGGAGAAGAAACCUCCGAUAUAGGUGGAUUUGCAGAAAUUGCUGGCUGCUUACAGAAUUUAAAAAGAUCAGAAAUGCAGGUAGGGAGCCCAUUGGAAGAAGAUUUAGGAAGUUGGGGCCAUCACUUUUUACCUAAUUCAGUACCAGAUGCCACCCUUCAGGCUUCAGCUGGUGAUGAGGUGACUUUUGUCUUCACAAACCAAGUUAACGGACGACUGGUACCCAUCGAGUCUAAAAUGAGUCCCAAGCUACAGAAAAAGGAACCAAAUAAGGAAUUACUCAAAUCAAUGCCCACUCCUAUUUCUUUGCAGAACGGAUUACCGGUGCAGUCUGCUUCUGGUGUUGCUAGUAUGUCAUCAUCCACUCCCAAUGUAAAUUCUGUGUGUAUUAGCAAAAACAUCUCCAAUCACUCUCUUGUUAGUAAAGUAUUACCACACAAAAGAUCACGUCCUGCUAAUAUCAGUCAUAGUAAUUUUAAGUAAUAUAUUUCCUAUUUUUCA
Molecule: messenger RNA, 2728 nt
Organism: Vigna umbellata (rice bean)
Lineage: Eukaryota; Viridiplantae; Streptophyta; Magnoliopsida; Fabales; Fabaceae
Gene: RAD54
Product: DNA repair/recombination protein
Biological process (GO): reciprocal meiotic recombination; double-strand break repair via synthesis-dependent strand annealing
Cellular component (GO): nucleus
Molecular function (GO): ATP binding; DNA translocase activity
Source: RefSeq, a predicted model, not a curated record